Messenger RNA from Cynoglossus semilaevis (tongue sole), 5891 nucleotides. It is a transcript of the gene rad9b, whose product is annotated as RAD9 checkpoint clamp component B. Bases 3803 to 4939 code for a protein of 378 amino acids. Gene Ontology annotation, biological process: cellular response to ionizing radiation; DNA repair; mitotic intra-S DNA damage checkpoint signaling. The record is from RefSeq and is a predicted model, not a curated record. The transcript is spliced from 15 exons. Lineage: Eukaryota; Metazoa; Chordata; Actinopteri; Pleuronectiformes; Cynoglossidae. Gene Ontology annotation, cellular component: checkpoint clamp complex.
CAACCAGGAUGUUGUGCCAACUUCUCAGGUUAAACCUUAAAGAGGAUCUAGAUUAGCCAUCAAUGAAACCAACCCUAAUAUUCUCUGACUCCUAACACACACAAACCCUACGGCACCUUUUGUUGAUGAAGAUGUGUAUUGCUAAUUUUCUGGUCACAAUUACAAAUCAUGGGCAACCUGAACCAAUCUGUGAAAAUAACUCAAGCUGUGAUUACUUCAGGUGUGUACUGGUGAAGUGCUUUCUGACCUUACCUCUGUUUCCGAGAACAAACUAAUUUGAUGAGGUUGAUGUGUUUAAGUCUGUCAUGUUAGGGUCUCCAUGGUAGAGUUAAGGCUUAGAUUAAGUUAUUAGUUUUUGUUUUAUACGUUUGGGUACAUUUUGAAGUUUCACACACACUUAUGAGUUUAGAAUUAUAUGGACUUUUGGUAAAUUUGCUGUUAAGGUUAUGCUCUUAAAUGUGGAAAACAUCUCGAAUUUGGUCGAAGUCCAGUGUUGCCAGCUGUGGAAUAUUGUACCAGCACCCUAAAUGUAAUAAUAUUUUGAGGAGAAUUAUUGUAUGCAUCAUUCUCCUUCUGACUAGGCUGAGGACAAUCUGCUCUGGUAACGCACUAUAGACUUUGCAUAUUAAAUAUAAAUGUUAUAAUGUGGUUUUACCCACAACACGUGCAGUGCGCUCAUAUUUUAUGUCAUUUGCACCAUGAGAUCUUGUAUAACUGGCUGUAAGGAGCCGGUGGAGGCAGUGUGUGAAAAUGAGCGCAAUAAUUACGUGAGGGAUCCUUAUCCUGGUGUGUUAAUAAAUGAACUUAAUUGUGAAUUUUAACAAUGUAUAAUACAUUAUGGUAAAUAAUUAAUUGUACAGAGGGCGAAAGUAUUGAACCAAAUGAUAACUAAUGUACAGCUGGCAACACUGUUGUACAUUGCAUCGGAAAUGGACAUAGAAAUUAGGCUGUGUUUUACUCCACCCUGCACUUCCUUAAGAGUUUGACUAGAAUGUUAUGAUUUUCAUUGCUUUUUUUUCUUCUUCAUUGCAAAAACUUUGUAAACUAUGUUCUUGUUUUUCAAAAAAUGGCAAAUAAAGCACUACACUAUUAUGGGAAUACCUCAGAUGCAACAUUUGUCUGCUGCCAGACUACUCAUAAAUGAUACAGCUGUUAAUUACAAACUGUAUCUACUCCUGUUCAUUGUCACUGGCGGUCAUUCUCUCAGUUAACAAUUGUAAAAUGCUGACAUGUUCAAAUUGCAGAAUCUCUGAAAUUUGACACCCAUACCAUGGACUUUUCCAGAGAGUAAUUGUUAUUACAAAUUGUAUUCAUAGAGUAACUAUGGAAACCAGACCCUUCUACAAGUACACUUUAAACAUAGGUUUGUAGAUUUAUUGUUUCAAAUAAAUGGUCUAUGGACCUGUAAAUUUUUUUUGAAGAUGCAUGCUGGAAAGUGAAAAUUAUUUUACCUUCCAGAAAACAAUCCCAUUAAAUGUCUGUGGCAGAGUCUGGAAUCCACUGGCUUGAACAUCCACACAUUGACAUUUAGACAUAAAUAUUAGUUUUUGACGCAUGAAUUGGAUUGAUGCAGCUGGUAUGUAUUGUCCCCAGAGGGUGGAUGUAAUAUGUUAGGCUGCAUGGUAUUUGAGAAAAUAUGCAAUAUUGUUGAACUUUGCAAUAUUCCUUUAAGGAGCAUAAGUGACCAAGCACAGUUGUUGAUGGUUGUAUGCAGUCAAUGGCCAAAACCUUGUCAUCUGAACCAGCUGUUUGCCUCACAACACUGGUGCUGUUGGUAAAGAUCCAACCUUAGAAGUUUGGGCAAUCUUGUUCUUUUUACAUUUGUGAACUGGCGACCCAUGUUGUGAAAUUCAGUAUGUUGCCGUUUAAAGAACAACUCUGAUGUGAAUAUUUAAGCUCUAAUACUUCAGUGUUGGGAGCUUUUCCUCAUAGCAUCUCUUGCUGUUUUAAGGUUGUCAUAUAACUCUUUGCCAUCCGUCGUUGUGUCAAAGGAGUUCAGUUUUGGUUCCACACAGUUUCAGGAAGAGUUCCACAUAUUUGUUGUUUGUCCUCCAGCUUAUGAAUCUUCCUUAGAUGGUGGUAAACAGAUUCAUCAGCUUGACCAGAAAUAGUGGUCCUAGAGGUGUGAAUGCAGAGAAUAUUGAUAUAUAUACUAUUUAUGGCAGACCCCACAUUCUUCUGAAAUGUGUCUAUUGUGUUUUUCAAUAUGACAAUUUGAUAAUCACAUAACUGCUGUUGACAUUGGUUUUUUAUUAUUCUGAUUUUUCUAACCUACCAUGACCCCCUCUGACCGGUGUUCACUGUAUUUGCACAGAUUCGGUGCGUUUGAAAUUACAUUAAACAAUACGCUCUGAAAACGGUGUAUCCAGGUUUAUCUUUGUUAGCCAUUAUUUGUUUUGGGGUUUAUUUGUUUGUCUGUUUUUCCAUUCAGUGUCAAUGCAAUGUAUAUUGGACAUGAUGCUCAAUAAAGUGUGUAAACAGAGUGGCUUGUAAUUGUGAUUGUGCUCUACAUUUUUGAUGAGAACACAUUAUGUCUUCAGGUAGAUCCGACCCCUGCUCUGUAAUUGGAGCCCUGGGAGCAGAGUCAGGUGUCACUGCUGGCUUCACUUCACACUAAUGGGCUCUGUUUGCUGCACACACACACACACACUGAGCCCAUCAAGGUGCAAGAGACAUCUAACAUAACCACUGCAGAUACUGUGGUAGUAGGUAACAAUGAGAAAGCGAGUCACAUUUGUUGAGCACCUGAAAAAUGAAAACCUCUUAAAAGAAGGAAGUGGUCACAUUUUAAUGAGAUCUUUGGAGUCUAAUAAAAGGUACACGGAUGGUCAGCAACUGAGGAAGAUAAAUGUACCCACUGAAAGCCAGCACUUAAGGACAAUACACAUUCCCAAAUCCAUGAUGUCUGCCCCCUUUUUACAGCACCCUGCCCUCACAGCUGGGCAGAGGCGAUACCUUUACAGCAUAACUAAUGUCUACAGCACAGAGCACAUGAGAAGACAGAUGAAGCAGCACUAUCUCAAUGUGCUGCACACAUGCCUGCAGUCAGGUCAGAAAUCCACCUGCAGAUGGAGGCAUCAGUAUGGACAAAAAAGCAGGAUCACAGAGGACGUAGAGAAGGAUGUGCAAGCAAGGACAAAGCCACGAGGACAGAGGAAAGGCAGCAGCAGCAGUGUAGCUCAGUCUGAUGUCAUACUUCCAAAAAUAGUUACCAGGAGAGGGAUGUGACAGCAAGUUCCUCCUGAAUGUUCUAAGAGCUUUAUGGCAGGCAUAUCUGCUAAUCCCUUUUUCUUUAUCUUAUCUGCUACUGUUUGUUGUUGCUAAAUCUCCCAGUAUGAUAUAUAUGAUGAUAUGAUAUAAAAUCUCCUUUUUAUUUGAAAUCCUAUGUAGGUAAAAUUGUUCCAAAAUGCUGAUUUCUUUUCAACAGAACUGUCCACUUUUUAAAGUAUGUUUUAAGUAUGUAUUGGAAAAUAUUAAUAUGUAUCCUUAUAUAAAUCUGAUAAGAUUUUUUAUAAAUAUAGUGUUUUGAUCAAGAAAUACAGUGAAGGUUACAUAACAGACAUGUAUGGCACAUGUAUGGCAUCUGUAACGUCUGUAAAACACCAUUUAACACCUUAUUUGUCUGACACAUCUCAUUUGUAACAGAGUAAAACAAAAUUAGCGAUAACCUACUGUGAUACCAACGUUUGUCUUUUAAGCUUUUUAACUUAGCUUAAAAGUUAUUUUUACCCUUGUUUUCUUUCUUUAAUUCUUUCUUACUUUUUUUUUAAAACAAAUCUUUGAACUUGAACCUACAGCAAGUAUGAACUGUGUCCUGGAAGUAAACUGCGUAAAAGCAUUUGGGAAAGCUAUUCAUGCGCUGUCACGGAUUGGAGAAGAUCUGUGGUUGUUGGCCCUGAGAUCAGUCAACUCUGCUCAUUCUGCAUACGCCUGCUUCGUUUUCUCACCAAUGUUCUUUCAACACUACAGCCUUGGCUCUAACCAAGAUCAAGGCAGUGAAAUUAUCCACUGCAAACUCGCCAUGAAGUCUGUGCUCCCGCUUUUCCGGUCUUUGACAUCCAUUGAGCGAAAUGUGGAACGAUGUCAGAUAACAAUCAACACUACCAGUGACCGAGUAAAAAUCAUGUUCAUCUGCAAACAUGGUCUAACCAAGACCCACAACCUUCACUUCCAGGAAAGUGAAUCUCUGCAGGCGGAGUUUGCUGCAGACUUGUGUCCCAACAUACUGAAGGCACCUGCCAGACUUUUUAGUGACAUGGUGAUUCACUUCCCACUGUCCCAAGAGGAAAUCACUCUGUCAACGACUCCACACAGAGUCAGUCUGAGAAACUACUACGAGGAGGGAAAUGAUCACCUGAAGUUCAUGUACACGGAGAUGUCCUUACACCCAGACGAGUUUGAACAUUUUCAGGUCGGAGUGGAGUCGGACAUAACCUUCUGUUUGAAGGAGUUGAGGGGCUUUCUGGCCUUCGCAGAGUCACAUUGCCUUCCAGUGUCAGUCCUCUUUGGUGCUGCAGGAAAACCUGUAUGUUUCUUCAUAGAGGACAUGUUCCUGGAGGCCACCGUGGUGUUGGCCACUCUACCUGCAUCUGACAACAGGAGUCCCUCUCAUUCACCGAGAUGUGGAGAAGCUGUUGCUCCUGCAACCACACCCCAGGAUGUGCCUGCUGAAACAGAGAUGAUCAUGUCCAGUAAGGGCAGCCCCAUCUUCCAGCCUCCUUUUCCGUCUCUGCAUUACCUGGAGAGCCUUGUCCCUGAAGAAGACGUUGCCUCGGGUGCUGCGACUCCUGCUUCCAGUCAAAUCUGCUCCCUUCUCUUCAAAGCCUUGUCCUCAGAGCAGGAUGACAACCUUGGUGCAGCUCAUCUUUCUGUUCUGGCCUGUUACAGUGAUACAGAGGAAGCUGUGGAAGGAGAGACCAGGAGAAGUGCUUCAUUCUGAAAAACUGUGGGAAAUCAUUACUAAACAUUUCUACGUGUGGUUAUGAUGGAAUUAAACAGGAAUGUUCAAUGGUAAAUUAGAUGUUCAGUCAUUUAACUUGAUCUUAUUUAAAUAUUUAAUUCACUUGUUUUUUUUAUUACAAUAGUUUAUAUUGAUUUAAAAUAAGCAUUUAAUUUACAUUACUGCUUAAAACAUGACUGUUUGCAUCUUUUUUUAUAUGCUGGCAUAGUCUGUAGUCAGGAGCCACUGGUCCACUCGUUCCUCAUUUUGUUAUAUUGUGUAAUUUUUGUAAAUACAAACAGAGGAAAUAUAACACAGAAGUUGCCUAAUGACCUAGUGGACAUGAUGGACACAGCAUGAGGUCAACAACUGUGUGUCAGCAUCAUUUAUGGCUAGGUGUGUUAAUAGGAAGAAGUCCAUAUCUCUUGUUACUGUUCUCAAAACAAAUUAUUCAUCUGAUUCUCACUCAAAACUAAUGGUAAAAACCUGUUCUGGUUAAGUUGUUUUUAAAAACAUUUUAUUUAAAUAACAUGUAUUAACACUGUAACACUUGAUAUGUUUGGACCCAUUUGUUAAUAUAAAAUUAUUCAAAACUGUUGCUUGUGAAAACAUGAUCCCUAGAAUGAAGAUGUCACAUCAGUCUGUCCUCAUAAAAUGUAUUGUGGUUAAGGUGGUGGUAGUAAACCAGUCUUACAAAACUAAUUGCAGAUUUGAUGAUGCAAAAAUAGCAAAAAAACAUCUGCUCCUCCUGUGGUAAAGAUGACAGACUAAGGCAUUUUAAACUCAUUAGUGAUCAUUUAGUGCUUAACAAGCCCUGAUAGCAGUUUCUGAUUUAUUUAAAUCCUACAAUUUUAGAACUGAUGAGGAUACUAUGUUGUUUGAGUACAGUACUAUCGCUAACAAAACUAUGCUCUUAUGUAAUUGUAGUAAAAAUAAUUUACAUUUUUGGUUU